AUGUCGAAUAAAAUCGUCAUUAUUGGAGCCGGAUUUGCUGGGGUCUGGAGCGCUCUCUCAGCGAAACGUCUAAUCGGUCUCAGCCAAAAUGAGAGACACAUUGAGGUUAUAGUAGUGGCACCUGGAGCAUCUUUGGUGCUGCGUCCACGCCUGUACGAGUCCAAGCCUUCGAAGAUGGCUUACCCUCUCAAGGCUCUUUUUGAGGCUGCAGGAAUAACGUUCUUUCAAGGCACUGUAACAUCUAUUGAUACAGAGAGACACGGCAUACAAGUCAAAUCUGCCAAGGGUGUCCAAUCAACUAUCGUCUACGACCGUCUCAUUCUAGCAGCCGGAAGUACCAUCGUGAAACCUAAAGGGAUUAUUGGGAUUGAGGAAAAUACAUUUAACAUCGACUCUCUAGAUGCUGCUGUAACGCUUCAAGAUCAUCUCGAGAAGCUAGCGUCGCUUCCCGCGACCACGAGUAGGGAUACUGUCGUUGUUUGUGGUGCUGGCUUUACCGGUAUUGAAACCGCGAGCGAGCUGCCUAAGCGGCUUGGGCACAUCCCCAAUCACCGGAUCAUCUUAAUUGAAAAGACAGGCCGAAUCGGACCCGAACUCAGUCCUUGCUAUCGUCCGGUUAUCACACAAGCUUUACAAGAACUCGGCAUAGAUAUCAAGCUCGGGUCUGCCGUAAAAUCUGUUGAUGCUAAUGGGGUCAACUUUGAGUCUGGAGAACGUAUUGAAACAAAAACAACGAUCUGGACUGUUGGAGUGAGAGCAACGCACCUGACCCAGCAGAUCCCUGGGGAUAAAGACGCCUUCUCUCGCCUUCAUGUUAACCGAGAUUUACGGGUUCCAUCAGUCAAUCAUGUAUUUGCCACGGGGGAUGCUGCCUGUGUCCUCGCUGAUGACAGUGGCCACCAUGCGCAAAUGUCCUGUCAGCAUGCUCUUCAGCUUGGAUGCGUUUCUGGUCAUAAUGCUGCUGCAGAUCUUCUUGGUGAACCGACUCUCAAUUAUAGUCAACCCAUAUAUAACUGCUGUCUUGACCUUGGUGCAUGGGGAGCGGUAGUUGGAGGAGGUUGGGAGGGCCAGGUCAAGGUUACUGGCGAUUGGGCAAAGCGCGUGAAGGAGUAUAUUAACCAAAAGCUGAUAUAUCCUCCGACAGAUGUCCAGGAAGCUCUCAAAUGGGCAAAGGCAGUCCGUCCUGAUUCAGACUACUCUCUCGACCAGGUCAUACAGGCGAUGGCAUAA
Messenger RNA from Talaromyces proteolyticus, 1230 nucleotides. RefSeq lists its product as uncharacterized. Gene Ontology annotation, molecular function: NAD(P)H dehydrogenase (quinone) activity. The coding region runs from base 1 to 1230 and encodes 409 amino acids. The transcript has a single exon. The record is from RefSeq and is a predicted model, not a curated record. NCBI's taxonomy places the organism in Eukaryota, Fungi, Ascomycota, Eurotiomycetes, Eurotiales, Trichocomaceae. Gene Ontology annotation, biological process: aerobic electron transport chain.